Carassius gibelio (silver crucian carp) is the source of this 9147-nucleotide messenger RNA. RefSeq names its product genetic suppressor element 1-like. Bases 230 to 6139 code for a protein of 1969 amino acids. The record is from RefSeq and is a predicted model, not a curated record. Lineage: Eukaryota; Metazoa; Chordata; Actinopteri; Cypriniformes; Cyprinidae. The transcript has 17 exons.
UUACCCCGCCGCCUAUGAGGAUGUGACUCCAAACGUUUGCUCAGUGUGAUUGUGAUUGUUACACGUACGGUCACACUAAUCUCAAAUCCCCGGAGCGAGUAAGUUUGUGGAGUGAGCGAGUUUUUCCGCGGGAUCAGUGGCGCUACAUGUGUGAAAAAACGCACAAAGAAUGUUAUUGGGUUUGAAAUUACGGUGUUUGUGAUGAACUGAAGCUAUUACGCAUGGAACUAUGAACGAUCCGGAGCUUACGCCGAUCUCCAAGGUGCAGCAGCGAAUGGCUUCGGCUUUACCCGGGGAGGAGAGCACUCGGUCUGUCAGCGUGUGCAGACCCGAGCGCAAUGGGAUCUUCUUCAUCCACUGCUUCGUCUGUGGGAGCGGGGUAACCCCGGGGAACGAGCUGAGCCUACAGGUAAAAUACCAACGAGAAAAGGAUGCCCCGUUUUUCCCUUUCCUGCAAGGCCAGGACCCGGCUCCUGGGGCUCCGGUGAUCGGUCCGGACGGGGACGCACUGGUAUGCGCUGUGUGCCACUGCUUCCUGCGCGAACAGUGGAACUCAUUCGAGCGCAACAGGACGCCGAUCGAGAAGCGCAUGUACUGGCUCAAGAGGCCAUACCAGUGCGACUUACGGAACAUUACGUACUAUCUGGAUAGGAGAAUGAGCGUUAGCAAUUACGACGCCAAUGAUUCGGACAUUUCCUCAUUCUCUGAUAAUGACCUGUCCGAACAGGAAUUGGACUUUUCAGCGUGUGUAAUGAAUAGCAAUAAUGCCACAGGGUUCCAUGCGUCUAAUAAAGCAUCCAGAGAAAGCAGCAGAAAGAACACAGUGAGUGUUAAGAGCAGUCCUGAGUCACUGCGAUAUCCUACCAGAGUUUACACAGGUCAGGACGUACCGAAAUCAGAUCGACGUGCGACUAAAAUCACCAACCAUACAUCGCAUUCUUCCGUGUCCAAGGCUCUCCAGCAGUAUGACAGUCCAUCAGUGCGCACACCGCUGCAGGAUAACGGCAUCAUUUCGUGCGAUAAGCAGUGGAUACAGGCGUCCACCGGUGAUUCUGACAGCUGCGAUAUUAACAUCACCAGCGAUGACGAGAGAGAGCACGCAGCAUCAUCUCACUUAAAAGUAGAGAGGAGCCAAGCAGCCAAAUGUCACACUAGUUUUCCUUCAGAUGAAUGUGCCUGUUAUAUUUGUGGAAGCAGGCUUCAAGAAGGAGGCCGGUUCAGGGUAUUUGUACAAAAGCAGGAGAGAGCAUCCAGUGAACCAUUUUUCCCUUUUCUGUGGCUCCAUACCCCACCACCUGAUGCAGUGCCCCUUAGCCUGGGUGGAUACACUCUGGUGUGUACCACUUGCCACUCCUCCCUCAUGCAGCAGUGGCAAGGGUUCGAGUUUGCAGCAGUUCCUGUUCUCCAGCGACUCUAUGUGGUGCCCCUCAACACAGGUGCUGCAACCCCUCUUUCUCCACCUGCCAUAAAUGAAUGUGGGGAUGGACUCCCAAAAAUCCAUCCGGUCCCCUCCAUGCCACAGAAUCGCAGGGAGACCUGCUACCUAUGUGGAGAGGACUGUGGUCGAGAGGUCAGGAUGGCAUACACCCAUGUUGGUGCAAGUAAAUCCCACAGUGCAAUGUAUUUUCCAUUCAUAAAUCUGCUACCAUGCCCUCCAAAUGCUCAGAGAAUGCGGAAUGGAAGGGUACAUUGCUGUGUCGCGUGUCACAGCAUCUUGGAAGGGAUCUGGGCAGAGUACUGCCUCUGUCUAAGCGAAGAACUCAUUACUUCCGUCCCCACGUUCCUUGAGAGAUACCACCUGGCCAUGGGAAGGGGAGGUGUGUUGGUAUCCCCCCACAGAAGACCCCUGUUGACCCCUUCUCAGACUGGCACAACAACCACAAGCCACACCUCCAUCUGUUACUUGUGUGGGGAGGAGCUGUCUGGAGGAACCGAGUAUCAACUUCAUGUUAACCCUCCAGGGCGUUGCGGGGAAAGAGAACCCUUUUUUCCCUUUCUAACUGUCCACCCUCCCGCUCCCCGUGCCCGCCCUGCUGAUGCCACGGGCCUUGUGUCUACCUGUGCACUGUGCUAUCAUGACCUGCUGGGCCAGUGGACGCAACAUGAGACUCAGGGCUCAGAAUCUGGCCCUUCCAGCAGCCCCUGGGCACGUCAGUAUAAAUGCAACACUUUCAUCUGCUUCUUCUGCAGGAAAGAGAAGAAGAGACCUCUUGGACUGAAGGCAGUGCGCGUUGACCGCUUGCCUGUUUUCCUCUAUGCUCCAAGGGUCAGUCAGACCCUGGUAAUUGACAAUGGCAAGCAGUUAACAAUUGGCUCCUGUGUGGAAUGUAAGUCCAUGGUCCGGGCUGGGCAGAACAUGAAACCGGUUAGUGGAAUCACAAAAAACAAGGGUUUGAUGGUGGUGGAGGAGUCAGCCAGCAACAGUAAGGAUGCAGAGAUCAGACCACCAGUAGUCACUGUGGCAGAAGUGUCAGAGCAAGACCACAUUACAUCAUUCGAACCCAGAAUGUCUUCUGCUACCUCACCGCUGUGUAGCCUGAAAAUGGAAAAAGCAGACAGCUCAGUGCCCAGCAUGAGCCAUGAGCCAAAGUUACCAUCAUUAGGCAUGAUUUCCACAGCGAUCCGCACCACGGCGACAGUCAAUCCUCUCACCCCAUCUCCCCUCAACAGUUCUAUUGUGCCCAAUGGCAGUCCUGCAUCUCAGUCCGCCCACUCUGGAUUUGCCGCCGCUCUCCGCAAGCUGGCCAAGCAAGCAGAGGAACCCAGAGCAGGAUCUUCCAUAAGCAGCGAAUCAUCUCCGGUCUCAUCUCCGGCCACUAACCACAACUCCCCAGUCAGUACGCCCAAGCAAGGCCCCAUGGGUCCAGUUAUAGUGCCUUCUGGGGGCCACAGUGUACCAAGUACCCCACCUGUUGUCACCAUAGCACCCACCAAAUCUGUCAACGGCCUUUGGAGGAGCGAGAGCCGACCUGUACGAGAGGCUGAGUCAGGUCCUUGCGGCAUCAGCCAGGAUAGGUUAAGUUCAGAGGCUUCUUCUACCCAAGAGAAAGGGGGUCCCACUGUCCCGGGCCACCUUACUGGAAACCCUUACGCAUUUGGCUUGACACCCGUGUCAGUAAUGCAGGACACGCGCUUUCAGCCUCUUAACCUGCUUCGUCAGAUGCCCCAUGCCAUGCCUCCGGCCAGUGUUCCUGAAGAAUAUCUGAGGGGGUUUCGACCUUACACCACAGCUGAGGAGCUUCGCAUGCCCUCUUUGCCCCUGGGGCUUGAUCCUGCCACUGCUGCAGCUGCUGCUGCCUACUACCACCCUGGAUAUCUGCCCCAUCCCUCCUUCUCCCACUACAGAAUGGAUGAUCCAUUCUGUCUGUCAGCGCUGAGGACGCCGUUCUAUCCAUUGCCUACAGGGGGUUCUCUACCUCCUCUUCACCCGUCUGCUGUGCACAUGCACCUGCCUGGGGUGCGUUACCCUGGAGACCUAAGCCACCCUUCACUGUCCAGCCUACAGUCCGAACGCUUGUCAGAGAGACUCCAGAUGGAGGAUGAGCUGAGACAGAGAGAAAGAGAGCGUGAGCGGGAAAAAGAACGAGAACGAGAACAAAAGGCUGACCAAGAAAUAGAGCGUGAGCGAGAAAGGGAGAGAGAGAAGGAGCUGGAGUGUGAGAGAGAGAGGGAGAGAGAAAGGGAAAAGGAGAGAGACUGUGAAAGAGAGAUGGAGCAACAGAAGGAGAGGUCAGCACGAGAGAAAGAGAGCCACUAUCUGGCUGAGCUCCAUGGGCUGAGAGUCCCCCCAGCUGACAAAGCCAAACCUGCAGACAGAAUCACUACGAACAGACCUGAUAAAACCAAAGAGCCCAUCCUUACAACCCCUAAACCAAUCCAGCCUGGAAUUCACCAUUCCCUAAACUCCACACAUCACCCCCUGCCCAGCCUUGUCUCUGCUCAUGGCAUGUAUCUGGGCCCUGGAGGGGCGGGACCUGCAAGUCUGACAGCGGCCGCCAUGCUACAGCGCACAAAUGAGGAAGAGCGCUGGUUGGCCCGGCAACGGAAGCUAAGGCAAGAGAAAGAGGACAGGCAUUACCAGGUUUCAGAGUUCCGUCAGCAGGUCCUAGAGCAACACCUGGACCUGGGCAGACAGGGGGAAAUUGCAGACCUGCAUAUAGAGGGACAUAGACCUAAAUUAAACCAUCAUGAGCCCAACAGCAGAGAUCGUGAGAGAAACAGAGAUGCCCAUCCUCUACUGGGAGCUCCGCCCCCUCUCAUCUCCCCAAAACACCAGCACAAAGACCAUGCUCCCCCACCACCAACCACACUUUGGAACCCCGCAUCACUCAUUGAGACCUCCACAGAGCCCCAGAGUCUGGGUCACUAUGAUGUUAGUCGGGUUACCCUACCGCACUCCAAACAUGAACACCAUUACAACUCUGAAAAGCUGGAAGAAGGAUCUAGAAAAAGGGACAGUUUGGAUAUAUAUCCUACCAUCCAGCCUAGUGGGUUCUCUGAGUCCAACACUUUCCUAGUGGAGCUGGAAAAAUCCACCUAUAGCUUCCUGAAUCAGCAGAGGGCACCACUGAGUAAGUCAGGACAAUAUGAAGAGCUGAGUGCAGGCCUGAAGUCCAGCGGGUGUUUUAAGAGACUCCAGGGGCAUUCAUGUCAUGCAACAGAUGCCAUGUUAGUUUAUGAUGAGUUCCUACAGCAGAACAGACAAGCUGUCAGCAAACUUGACUUGGAGGAGAAAAGACGAAGAGAAGCCAGAGAGAAAGGUUGUUACUAUGAGCUGGACGACUCUUAUGAUGAGAGUGACGAGGAAGAGGUGCGAGCUUAUCUCAGGAGGGUCACAGAACAGCCACCACUCAAAUUAGAUGAUUCCGCAGAGAAGGUGGAGUUUCUACAGAUGUUUGACCUGACUACUUUGGCCCGUCGGGAGGAGAUGAUGGAGGUGAAGAGGAGGAAGAGGAGGCGCAUGCUGAGAGAAAGAAGUCGUUCCCCACCAGGUGUUCAGACCAAGCAGACUACUCCUGCCCCCCUAAUAACCCACUUCACCCCAGAGGACAUGAACAACAGCCCUGAGCUAGAGGAAAAGAAACGCUUCCUCACCAUCUUCAGCCUCAACCACGUCACUCAGCAACAGAGAAAAGAUAAUGAGAGGGUUGAUGAGUUGUUGAAGGCCAUAAAACAAAAGAGCGUUACUCUAGACAGCAUCAGACACAGCCCUCACCCUCUGUGCUGGAGCCCUGCAGCCCUAUGCUCGGACCUGUCAUCUCAGUCUCCAGAACUGCUGAAUGGACGCCCCCCCAGUCCCUCCCCCUCUUUAUCUGUGCCUCAACCCCAAGUGGAACCCUUCUCUCACUUGGAUCUGCACAGAUCGCUCUCAGAUCCCUUAAGACUGAAAGACUCUUCCUUGACUGCUGCAUUACCGGACAAAUGUCGAGCCAAAGACAGCAUCACAGACAAGAGCUCUGAUCUGCUGAACAGUGUGCGACAGCCCCCAUUCACUAAAGAAAGUUCUGUUAAUGUCAACGGAAAGACCAAACCAUGGGAGAAUUUCAUUGCUGAGGAGUUUGCCCAGCAGUUCCAUGAAUCAGUACUGCAGUCCACCCAAAAAGCCAUGAAGAAGAGUAAAGGUGGUGCCUUGGUCAUGUCAGAACAAAAACACACAGUAGAUUCAUCUGUGCAUUAUAAUAUUCCUGAGCUCCAGAGCACGCCAAGCCGGUCCAAACCCCACCCACACCCUCCUUCAUUGCAGCCCAAUGGACAGCACUGCCCCCCACAGCCUUCCCGCCAGGAGUCUGAGGAAAAGGUUGAGGAUGAGGCAGAUGACACAGAGGAGGACGAGCCCACUACAUCUGGUUGGCAGGGCAUUGAAGCCAUCUUUGAAGCUUAUCAAGAGUAUGUAGAAGAGCAAAGCAUUGAGCAACAAGUUCUCCAAAGUCAGUGCAGACGACUGGAAGUGCAUCACUAUAAUCUCAGUCUAACUGCUGAACAGCUCUCACACUCAAUGGGGGAGCUGAUGUCUCAGAAGCAGAAGCUUUCGGCUGAGAGCGAGAACCUACAGGCAGAGCUGGAGCACUUUAAGAAGUGCCUGAUGCUGCCACAGAGCCUCUGGUCUAGGAGUCAUUUCAAGGGCUAUCCACCCAGCUGACACUCUAUGGCACCAUCGACCGCCCAGUCAGACAACCUUCCACAUCCCUUACAAACCCCCAAACUCAGACACAUGUUCAGGCCACUCCGAGAGCCUGGACAGUGAUGGUGAGGAACAGAAGAUCUGGCCCCAGAAUUCCACAUUCUAUGGGCUAAAUCACUCAUCAACACACGUCAAAGCCUCUGAAUGCCUCCAACUCGCAGGGACAGUCAUACUGCAUCAUAGAGAAAGAAAAAUGCCAGUCGAAAUGCAGCUUAGCCCAUCUGUCAUCUCUUUACCAUGGAGGUCAUUCCUAGAAAUGCACUUAAAGACAAAAAACCUGAAUAACUAUCUGGAGGUACUGUUAUGACAGACUACUCUUUAUGAUCUAGGGAAGGAAAAAAGAAAACAUCAAAUAAAUAAAAGAAAGUUUUAUUUCUAUAUUUAGAAUAAAGAUUUUUUAAAGAGGUGCUUCAGCAUUGUAUUGUAAAUAAUUUCAAAACAACAGAAAAAUAAUUUUGUAUGUUUUUAAUUCUUAAAAAAAAUAAAAGCCUGCCUUUUUUUUCUAAUAUAUUAAUGCUUUUGGGUGUUCGAAGGUUUACGUUUAAUGUUUGCUCUGCUGCUGGUCAGAAUAUGCCUUUCAGGACUUUGUGGAGUGAUAAUAUCACUUCCUUUUUACCUGGACUAAAGUAGGCCCCAGGAAGUAUGCCAACGUUUUUUUCCCCAAAGGCCAUACUUUACAGUAUAACAUGAGCCCUGAAUUCUAAUGACAUAGCAGGUGUUUUCAAACUGUGGGUUGCAGAAUUGAACAAGGUGGGUCACACAAAGUCACUUGGCUGCAGUUAAAUUUGCGUUUUAAUACACGCACACUCACACAGUUCAGUCGAGGGCUGCAUGAUAUAGCCUACCAACGUUAAUUAUGAAUUGCAAUACCCUUAGUGUGAUUUUCAAAUUGAAAUUAAGUUCGCUAUUAAAAACAUGCGUGGUGUGUUUUGAAGAGCUAGCGUGCACAAGUUGUAAUAACAGUGAGGAUGUCAGCACAACAUUAUUAUUAAAAGGUUCAAUCCGUCCGCAUUAUUAAAAGAGGAAAGAACUUGCUCACUGCAAUGUGCUGUAUUCUGCAAGAGAUUUUAUACACCAGACAAUUAUAAUGUUCUGAAAACAGUUUCAAGUAGGCUAUGUUCAUUAAUUUCUGUCGUCUGUUUGGACUCUGCACUGUUUUCAUCCAGGAAAUGGUCUCUAAAAAGCAUUUCACAUGUAUGGGAUGAGCAGGGGCACAAAUGCAGGGUAAAUUGUAACACAACAAGAUUUAAACAUUUCCACAUAACAAAAUUUACAAAAUUCUCUAUAUAGAGAAUUUUUUUUUGCCAAAGUUAAAAAACUUUUGAAGAUAUAUAUUGCUGAACAUUUAUUUAACAAUUGCAAAAGUAAAUUUCUGACCGAAGUAAAUUUGUCAUUUUGUUUUUUAGUGUUAUUUUAAUCUCCACACUGCUUUUCAAAAAAAAAAAAAAAUGUGUUGGAUUGUGCUGCGCUUUCCCCUACACACUGAAGAAUCAUGAAUGCUUUUUCUGAUCUGAACCCCGCAAUGAGUUUAACAACACUCACAGCGCAGAUUACAGUUCACUGGAGUGAGCCUGUUUCAUGUUUUUUUUUAAUGAACGUUUCAUUUAACAUCUGUAAACAAAGAAAUUAAAACUUAUAAUAUAAUAUUAGUAGUGAAAUUUUACAGUUGUACUCUAAAAUAAAAUGGUUAUUUUUCUUAAAUACUUCAUUUCUGUCAUAUCAAACUUUUAAUUACCAUUAGGCUUAAAGUAAUGUCAAUUUUUUUUUUUUUUUUUUUAUCUCAAAUAUUUUGGUGGGUCAUGAAAUAGAUCAUACUUGUCUAGGUGGGUCAUAGAAUGGAAAUGUUUGGGAACCCCUGGGCUAGUGGUCACUCGUAUCUCAAGGUUCCAGACUGCUAAAUUGACUUUUUUGGCUUUUUUUUCUUUUCUUUUUUUCUUUUUUUUUUAUAUAAUGAAGCAGCAUGCAGAUGCUUUAUGGAUUUCUGUUUCAAUCAAUUAAAGGGCAUUUUUUUACUAGAAUGCGAUAUUCUGAAAUCUAUAUCUCACUUGUGUACACAAAAGGGCUUAAGUGAUGCCAGUCUGCCAGGAACAGACUUGCACAAAAAUUUUAUCCAUAAAUGUUGUUGUACAAUAAGAAUUAUAAUUUGUUUGAUAUACAAAACAUUUUUGCCAUUGACAAUUACUGUGCCAAAUUUUUAGAGGUGGCAUGCCAAAAUGUUGAAAGCAAACGAGAAGUCAGUCCUGAUGAGAGUUAAUUUGUAGAACAAUUCCCCCAUACCUCACAAAAAAAACAAAAAUGUUUUGCCCAAAGACGUUCUUAUUUGCCAAGAUUUUAUUUUUAUUUAUAUAUCCAUUGCUUUUGAAUGAUGCAUUUUAACAUAACCAUAAGUCAUUGACAAAAAAAACAUAUUAAUAUGGGCUUUAAAUUAAUGGUGACUGCUUGUAAUAUCUUUAAUUUUCUACCUUUUUAUAUUAUUCUCUUAGAUGAUGUAAAAUCUAGGAAUGACACACCUGUUUGUUUUCCUGCCACUUAACCCAACCUCCAUCACAUCACAUGUAUCCCAUGUAUGCAAUACCACAUACACCAUGAAGUUAUAGACAUUUUUUAUAAGAAUUUAGUGCAAGGGGUAUCUCAAAUGCAUCUUUGAAGCAAAGGUGAGGAGUUUGCUUGCCAUUUAUUUAGGCUAUGAUGACCCCGAGCAGGCGUGCCAUCAGUGUGAUCACUUCGUGUGUGUGUGCCUGUGCCUGCUUCACAUGAAGCGCUACCACUGCCUGAUGAGAGAAUAUACAAACCUGCCCAAUGCGCGCGCACACAGUCACACCCAAACUUAAUGGAGUAUAUUAGAUGCUGUGAAUGCAGUUUUUUUUUUUUUUUUUUUUUUUUUUUUUAUGUACUUGUUUGAAUUCAUUGUAAUGUAAUAUAUUAUUUGUUGAUUGUAGUAAUUAGGUAUUUAUGGAUAUAUUGCU